This is a messenger RNA of Telopea speciosissima, 5330 nucleotides long. RefSeq names its product RNA helicase aquarius. Lineage: Eukaryota; Viridiplantae; Streptophyta; Magnoliopsida; Proteales; Proteaceae. Gene Ontology annotation, biological process: mRNA splicing, via spliceosome. The record is from RefSeq and is a predicted model, not a curated record. Gene Ontology annotation, molecular function: helicase activity; mRNA binding. The transcript has 14 exons. The coding region runs from base 7 to 4821 and encodes 1604 amino acids. Gene Ontology annotation, cellular component: catalytic step 2 spliceosome.
UCAAAAAUGCCGAAGGUGUACGGAACUGGAGCUUAUGAUUUCAAGCGGCAUCGUGUUGCAGAGUAUCCAGUCGAGUUGGCACCUGACAUUCCCGAAAGGGCGCCUGAGCAGAAACCCGGAACGAAUCUAUCAAAUUCCGUUACUCUUCUAGAGAUCCAACGAGAUCGAUUGACAAAGAUUGCCGCCGAGAAUUGGUCUAAAGGCGCCGGCGAUCCUUCGAAGCGAGCUCCGUUUAAUCCUGAGCUUGUGAAGGAGAUUUACGAGACAGAGCUUCUUGUUAAAGGUGGACUUAAGCCUGUUCCUUUGCAGAGGGUUAUGAUUCUGGAGGUAAGUCAGUAUUUGGAGAACUAUCUCUGGCCUAAUUUCGAUCCUGAGACAGCGACUUUCGAGCACGUUAUGUCAAUGAUCCUCAUGAUCAAUGAGAAGUUUCGGGAGAAUGUUGCCCCGUGGACGUGUUUUUAUGAUCGGAGGGAUGUGUUCAAAGGAUUCUUAGAGAGGGUUCUUCGGCUUAAAGAACAGGAGAAAGCGUCAAGUAUUGCAGAGAAGACCAACUAUUUGCUUUUCAUGAUUAAUGCCUUUCAGAGUCUGGAAGAUGAAAUUGUCAGUGAAACUGUAUUGAAGUUAGCAAGUCUGAAGUCGUGGCAUAGUCUGUCUUUUGGUCGAUUUCAGAUGGAGCUAUGCCGUCAUAAUGAUUUAGUCAAGAAGUGGAAACGGAUGAUUAAGAAAGAAGCAAAGCAAGCCAAAGAACAAGGAGAGAUAUUUGAUCCCUCAAAUAUACUUGAAGUGAAAUUUUUGAGGAACUUAAUUGAAGAGUUUCUUGAGAUACUAGAUUCCAAGGUUUUCUCUGACAAGCAAUGUGGUAAUAAUGAUGACCAAAUUGUUGAUUCUAAUACCUUUGGGCAUUUUGAUGAUGCUUGUCUCCUGUACUGUGAGAGGUUCAUGGAAUUUCUUAUUGAUCUUUUAAGCCAGUUGCCAACAAGGAGAUAUCUUAGAGCUGUUGUUGCUGAUGUUGCUGUUGUUGCCAAAUGUCAUCUAAGUGCUCUUUAUACUCAUGAGAAGGGACGGCUUUUUGCACAGCUGGUUGACCUAUUGCAGUUUUAUGAGGGUUUCGAGAUUGAUGAUCAUGUCGGGACACAAUUAGAUGACGAUGAAGUUCUUAGAACUCAUUAUUCUUGUUUUCAGGCUUUUCAGUUGUUGGCAUUUAAAAAAAUUCCCAAGCUACGUGAUCUUGCAUUGGCUAACAUUGGUGCAAUUAAUAAACGUGCUGAUCUCUCAAAGAAAUUGUCUGUACUUUCCCCAGAAGAGCUAAAGGACUUGCUAUGCAAUAAGCUCAAAUUGGUAUCAAAGGAUGACCCCUGGGCAGAAAGGACUGAUUUUCUUAUUGAAGUUAUGGUCUCCUCCUUUGAGAAACGGCAGUCCCAAAAGGAAGCAAUAAAUGCUCUUCCCCUCUACCCAAAUGAACAAAUAAUGUGGAAUGAAAGCCUUGUACCAAGUAUCAACUACUCAGGAGAAGGUUGCCUGGCUCUCCCAAAGCUUAAUCUUCAAUUCCUGACACUUCAUGAUUAUUUGCUGAGAAAUUUCAAUCUUUUCCGUCUGGAGUCAACGUAUGAAAUUCGUGAGGAUAUUCAGGAAGCUGUGCCCCACCUUCUUGCGUACAUUAAUAAUGAAGGAGAAUCUUCUUUUCGUGGUUGGUCAAGGAUGGCAGUGCCCAUCAAGGAAUUUAAGAUUACUGAGGUAGGUCAGCCAAAUAUUGGAGAAGUCAAGCCAUCAUGUGUGACAGCAAAGGUUACAUUCAGCAUUUCCAGUUAUAGAGCACAAAUAAGAUCUGAAUGGAAUGCCCUUAAAGAGCAUGAUGUCUUAUUUUUACUUUCUAUACGUCCUUCUUUUGAGCCUCUUAGUGCUGGGGAGGCUGCAAAGUCAACAGUCCCUGAAAAGCUUGGACUUCAAUAUGUACGUGGAUGUGAAAUUAUUGAAAUUUGUGAUGAGGAGGGAACUCUCAUGAAUGAUUUUACUGGGCGUAUUAAAAGAGAUGAGUGGAAGCCUCCUAAAGGGGAACUGCGAACUGUAACUAUUGCACUUGAUACAGCACAGUACCACAUGGAUGUCAGUGACAUUGCAGAGAAAGGUGCAGAGGAUGUUUAUGGGACAUUUAAUAUACUAAUGAGGAGGAAACCCAAGGAAAACAAUUUCAAAGCAAUUUUGGAGUCCAUUAGAGACCUUAUGAAUGAAACUUGCAUUGUUCCUGAAUGGUUGCAUAACAUAUUUUUGGGUUAUGGAAAUCCUUCAGCGGCACAGUGGACAAAUAUGUCUGAUCUUCUAGAGACAGUGGAUUUCAAAGAUACUUUUCUAGAUGCAGACCAUUUGAGGGAUAGCUUUACAGAUUAUGAGGUCUCCUUUGUAAAUCCAGAUGGCACUGAGAAGUUGCAUCCUGAACCUCCCUUUAGAAUUAAACUGCCCAAGGCAAUGAAAGGCAGUUCUCAUGCUCUACCAGGAAACAAGAAGUCUACUACGUCUACAAUGGAUGACAGCAAUAGGGUGGAUGUAUCUUUGGAACGAGAACGACUUACUGUUGAGGCAUAUGUCCCUCCUGACCCAGGUCCUUAUCCCCAAGAUAAGCCAAAACAGAACUCUGUCAGGUUUACUCCAACACAGACUGGAGCUAUCAUCUCCGGUGUUCAACCAGGGCUUACAAUGGUUGUGGGUCCACCUGGUACGGGAAAGACUGAUACAGCUGUCCAGAUCUUGAAUGUUCUGUAUCAUAAUUGUCCUUCUCAGAGGACGUUGAUAAUUACUCAUUCAAACCAGGCUUUGAAUGACCUGUUUGAGAAGAUAAUGCAGAGAGAUGUGCCUGCUCGAUACCUUCUCCGCCUGGGUCAAGGUGAACAGGAACUAGCAACUGAUCUUGACUUCAGCCGUCAGGGUCGUGUAAAUGCAAUGCUUGUGCGACGCUUAGAAUUGCUUGAUGAAGUAGAGAGGCUUGCUAGAACUCUUCAACUGCCAGAGGAUGUAGGCUACACUUGUGAAACUGCUGGAUACUUCUGGUUGAUGCAGGUCUACUCACGCUGGGAGCAAUUUCUUGCUGCUUGUGAGAAGAAUCAAGAUAAUCCGGCAUUUGUUAAAGGCUGCUUUCCCUUUAAGGAGUUCUUCUCCAACACACCAGAGCCUGUUUUUACAGGUCAGUCCUUUGAGAAAGACAUGCGUGCGGCCAAAGGAUGCUUUCGUCAUCUUAAAACCAUGUUCCAGGAAUUGGAAGAAUGUAGGGCAUUUGAAUUGUUGAAGUCAACAGCUGAUCGGGCAAAUUACUUGAUGACUAAGCAGGCAAAGAUUGUUGCCAUGACUUGUACUCAUGCAGCUCUUAAGAGGAAGGACUUCCUUCAGUUGGGGUUUAAAUAUGACAACUUGCUUAUGGAAGAAAGUGCGCAGAUCUUGGAAAUAGAGACCUUCAUCCCUAUGUUGCUCCAAAGGCAGGAAGAUGGCUAUGCACGACUAAAACGCUGCAUACUGAUUGGUGAUCAUCACCAGUUGCCCCCUGUUGUGAAGAACAUGGCUUUUCAGAAAUACAGCCACAUGGAUCAAAGCCUGUUUACAAGAUUUGUUCGUCUUGGAAUUCCUUACAUUGAGCUCAAUGCCCAGGGAAGAGCCAGGCCAAGUAUAGCCAAGCUUUACAAUUGGAGGUACCGAGAUCUGGGGGAUCUUCCAUAUGUUCGGGAGCAUGCUAUCUUCCAUAAAGCUAAUGUUGGAUUCUGCUAUGAUUAUCAGCUAGUAGAUGUUCCAGAUUAUCAUGGGAAAGGUGAGAGUGCCCCGUCGCCUUGGUUUUAUCAAAAUGAAGGGGAGGCAGAAUAUAUUGUCAGUGUAUAUAUGUACAUGCGUCUACUUGGGUACCCUGCCAAUAAGAUUUCCAUCUUGACCACUUAUAAUGGCCAGAAACUUCUGAUUCGUGAUGUCAUCAAUAGACGGUGUGUUCCGUAUGACUUUAUUGGUCCACCUAGUAAGGUUACCACUGUUGAUAAGUUCCAAGGUCAGCAAAAUGACUUUAUUUUAUUGUCCCUUGUUCGUACACGCUUUGUGGGCCACCUUCGCGAUGUUAGAAGAUUGGUUGUUGCUAUGUCUCGAGCACGACUAGGGGUGUACGUGUUUUGCCGUCGUUCUCUAUUUGAACAGUGUUAUGAACUACAACCUACAUUUCAGCUUCUGUUGAAGAGACCUGAUCGCCUUACCCUAAAUUUGGAUGAGGUUACUCCUUAUACGGAACGUCUUGUGGGAGAUACUGGUAGGAUCCAUUUCAUUGGAGGCAUUGAGGAGAUGGCUAAUCUUGUUAAUUUUCAAAUGCAUCAGUUCCAUCAGGCACGAAUCAUGAGCUACAACUAUAACCAAUACUAUUCAGGACACGAAUCUACAGCCUUUGGUGAACACAAUGGACAUGAUACUAAUCAGAACAUUACAGUGGACAAUGACGGGCCUAUUGGUGCAAAUGAAGAUGGCGAAGAUCAGGAUUAUGGAUCUGUGAAUCAUCAAAAUGGGAAAUUUCCACACAACAGUAUUUCAGAGGGGGAAAGUCAGAUUGCCUCUGAAAAUGAUGGGGAAGGAACGAGGAUGGAAGAAGGUGGAAGUCAGAUGGCCUCUGAAACUGAUGGGAAAGUAACCAGGAUGGAAGAGGGGGGAAGUCAGAAGGCCUCUGAAACUGAUGGGGAAGUAACGAGGAUGGAAGAGGGGGAAAGUCAGAAGGCCAGUGAAACUGAUGGGGAAUUAACGAGGAUGGAAGAGGGGGAAACUCAGAAGGCCUCUGAAACUGAUGGGGAAUUAACGAGGAUGGAAGAGUGAAGGACUAGAAAUCAAUUGAAUGUCCUCUGGGGUCUGAAGCUUGUUGAUAAAGAUCUGUUCAUCCGAAUGCAGAUCUGUAUAUAAUUGUAAGAGAACAGAUUUCAGCCUUGGUUUCUUAUCGAUUCUAUCUACUCUCUUGAGUAUGGUCAUUGAGCCAACUGUACAGCACUGGACCACUUGGGCUAGCUUUGUCAUGUUCAGUUAAUGGUGACAUGAGGCUGCUGGUCACAAUGAUUCUGCUAUUUUUGAGGAGACAAGCUCAGCCUUGUGAUGUUCGGAUCAUAUUUUAAGGUGCGUAUGAAGAAAAGUCUAAGGGAAGAUUAAAUUUUGCUGAUUUGGCUGCUGUAAUGGUGCUGAUUGAGAUAUGUUUAAGUGUACCAAGUAAAAGAAUUUAUGUUGUGUGUAAACUGACAAAUUGCAGCUUGAAGGGAACAUCAUUUAGGGCUUAACAUAUGGAACUAACACACGAUAUAUUAUUAAACAGUCUUAGUUAUUUGCAUUUCUUUUCU